GCCAGCUGGAGGGGAGGUUCCUCUAGUUUACGGGCAAAGCGGGGUGUGAGCAAGAGGUGGGGGCGGGCGAACGGCUUCUACCCUACUGCCUACCCAGGUCUUGUGACAGUCGAUAAAAUUAUGCCUUCCAGGAUGUUUUGGUGCAUAUUAAUCGUAGGACUCCUUCGCCAUUCUUUGGCCCAUACUGACUUCUUCACUUCAAUUGGUCAUAUGACAGAUCUAAUCCACACGGAGAAAGACCUGGUAACGUCCCUGAAAGACUAUAUUAAAGCCGAGGAAGUCAAAUUGGAACAAGUGAAAAAGUGGGCAGAAAAGUUAGAUCAGCUAACCAGCACAGCUACAAAGGACCCAGAGGGGUUCCUUGGGCACCCUGUAAAUGCAUUCAAGCUAAUGAAACGGCUGAACACUGAGUGGGGUGAACUGGAGAAUCUGGUCCUUAAAGACAUGUCAGAUGGCUUCAUUUCCAACCUGACCAUUCAGAGACAGUAUUUCCCAAAUGAUGAAGAUCAGACUGGGGCAGCCAAAGCCUUGUUGCGUCUCCAGGACACCUACAAUUUAGAUACAGAUACCAUCUCAAAGGGUAACCUUCCAGGAGUAAAACACAAGUCUUCUCUGACAGCCGAGGACUGCUUUGAGUUGGGCAAGAUAGCGUACACAGAAGCUGAUUACUACCACACUGAGCUGUGGAUGGAACAAGCGUUAAAGCAGCUGGAGGAAGGAGAAGUGUCCACCCUUGACAAAGUCUCAGUUCUAGACUAUUGGAGCUAUGCUGUGUACCAGCAAGGGCACUUGGAGAAAGCGCUUCUGCUCACCAAGAAGCUUCUUGAACUGGAUCCUGAACAUCAGAGAGCCAAUGGAAACUUAAAAUAUUUUGAGUAUAUAAUGGCUAAAGAAAAAGAUGCCAAUAAAUCUACCUCAAAGACUGCUGAUGACCAUCCUGAUCAGGAAAGUGCUCCUAAAAGAAAGGAACAUGGCAAGGAUUACCUGUCUGAAAGGCGGAAGUAUGAAAUGCUGUGCCGUGGGGAGGGUCUCAAAAUGACCCCUCGGAGACAGAAGAAACUCUUCUGCCGCUACCAUGAUGGAAAUCGGAACCCUAAGUUUAUUUUGGCCCCAGCCAAACAAGAAGAUGAGUGGGACAAACCUCGCAUUAUUCGUUUUCAUGAAAUAAUUUCUGAUGCUGAGAUUGAAGUUGUUAAAGACCUAGCAAAACCCAGGCUGAGCCGGGCUACAGUACAUGACCCCGAGACUGGAAAAUUGACCACAGCACAGUACAGAGUAUCUAAGAGUGCCUGGUUGUCUGGCUAUGAAGACCCUGUGGUGUCUCGAAUCAACAUGAGAAUACAGGACCUGACCGGACUGGACGUCUCCACGGCCGAGGAGCUCCAGGUGGCAAAUUAUGGAGUGGGAGGACAGUAUGAACCCCACUUUGACUUUGCACGGAAAGAUGAACCAGAUGCUUUCAAAGAGCUGGGCACAGGCAAUAGAAUCGCUACCUGGUUGUUCUAUAUGAGUGAUGUGUCAGCAGGGGGAGCUACUGUCUUUCCUGAAGUAGGAGCCAGUGUUUGGCCCAAGAAGGGAACUGCAGUGUUCUGGUAUAAUCUAUUUGCAAGCGGAGAAGGCGACUAUAGUACCAGGCAUGCGGCCUGUCCAGUACUAGUUGGAAACAAAUGGGUAUCCAAUAAAUGGAUUCACGAACGCGGACAGGAAUUCCGAAGGCCAUGCACCUUGUCAGAGUUGGAAUGAUACAGACUUUCCCCAUUCCCUUCCUUCUUCCUAGCCUUUAAAUAUGUGUGUUGUCUAGUACACACUUUUCCAAAUUUAGCAGUUUACAAUUGACUAACAACACUCCGCUACAGAUGCAGUCUCGAACCUCAUCCCGUGUUUCAUCUGUGGACCAUCUCCUACUUUUUUUUUCUUUCUAAAGUAAUACAAAUUAAUACCCAUUGUGCGUAUAUAAAACCUUAGGGUUUCACAAGAUGGGACAACACCAAGUCAGGGUCUCGCAUAAGAAGAUAAUAAGACUGUUAUAGGAUAUACCCUGAGGAAGUUCUUGACUUUCAAAGAAAUCUAGCGUGUGGAUGUCAAACUAUAUGAUGACUCUCUUCCAAUCUAUGAAUGGCGGGCUAGGCAUGGGCAUGCUGAUUUUUGAGAGCAACUUCUUUGGGCAUGCGAAUCAUGUUUACCUAACUAACCCCUUCGCUUCAUCCUUUCAUCCUUAAGAGUCUGCCUGAAAGCAGGAGGUAUAAUGUGACUGCCCUCUACACUUGGUAGAGUGUAGAAUUUAUCCCACCUAUAUGCCAGCCUGAGCUCUCCUGCCUUCAAAAAGAGAUUCUGACACAUCAUUAAUCUCCAUCGUCUCUCACCGACCCCAGAAGUGCAUUUGACUUUAAAUGAAAGACUCAGAUCAGAUUGGUACCUGAAGUCCUUUAGCAGGAUUGCCAAAUAACUUCCUAAGUAUUGACUCUUCCUAAAAUCCCAAGACUUUGUUGUUUCUCCUAUCUUCCUGAAUCAUUGUGACCAUACAAUUGCUGCUCUUCUCACAUCUUAGUGUUAAUGCUUUGCCAGUUAUUCCUGCCAGAACAGGAUGGUAACAUUAGCAUUUUGAAUCAACAAGUGUGCCUUAGGAGACUGGAAAGUUAAUGUACAAGACCUUUAAAUAAUGAGGUAAAAUUACAAGCAUUGAAAGCGUUUUCUUCCUGAAAAGCCAAAUUGUUUGCUUUUUCAAUUCUGAAAUGUUUUGUGACAAUGACCUAUUAUUUAUAAUCUUAAAUCUUUUUUUUUAAA
This is a messenger RNA of Vombatus ursinus (common wombat), 2784 nucleotides long. It is a transcript of the gene P4HA1, whose product is annotated as prolyl 4-hydroxylase subunit alpha 1. Gene Ontology annotation, biological process: peptidyl-proline hydroxylation to 4-hydroxy-L-proline. The transcript has 15 exons. Lineage: Eukaryota; Metazoa; Chordata; Mammalia; Diprotodontia; Vombatidae. The record is from RefSeq and is a predicted model, not a curated record. Bases 121 to 1743 code for a protein of 540 amino acids. Gene Ontology annotation, molecular function: protein binding; L-ascorbic acid binding; iron ion binding. Gene Ontology annotation, cellular component: endoplasmic reticulum.